Messenger RNA from Cylicocyclus nassatus, 3087 nucleotides. The record is from the annotation of a GenBank genome assembly. Lineage: Eukaryota; Metazoa; Nematoda; Chromadorea; Rhabditida; Strongylidae.
AUGGCUUGUGAACAUCCAAAUACAUUUGUAAAUCGUACUCGUAGUUUCCUACUUGGUUUAGAUAAACCUAUGUUUACUUCUCCUUGUGGCAAGUGUGAAGGUUGCCGUAAGGAUAUGCAAAAUCAAUGGUGGCUUCGUGUACGUCAAGAAGUAAUAGACUGUUAUGAUAAAGGUGGCAGAGUAUUUUUCCCUACCUUUACUUACAGUGAACGUUGUAUGCCUAAACAUUAUUAUCGUAAUGGUGAUGGUCGUGUAGAUUUCUUUCCUUGUUUCAAUCAUCAAGAUAAGAACAGGUAUUUAAACUCAUUUAGAAAGCAGUUUGAAAGAGAAGGUAUUACUAAAGGCUUCAAGUACUUUUGGGUUUCCGAAUACGGAGAAAUCAAUACUAAAAGAGGUCAUUAUCACGCAUUACUAUUUUUUGAUGCAACAUAUAACAAAUACUCAGAUGAAGAAAUUAUUCAGCGCAUAAAAGACCAUUGGGCAUUCGGAAUCGUUGGUGCUAAUAAAGAACUUGGUAUGAAAGUCAAUCCUUAUCUUAUUACUCAAAAUUCGUCUUAUGUUUCAAAGUACACUACUAAGUCAUUAGAAUUUUUCGACCAACCAAAGGUAAAAGCAUUCAUAGAGUGCAAAGGUAUGAUAGGACUAAAAGCAGUCAAAGAUAAGUUACCUAAGAAAUUCUGUAGUAAAGGUAUCGGCAAAGGUCUUGUAGAUUUUAUUAAGGACUCAGACGACCCUAAGAAAUUUUUCCUUGAAGGAAUACAAAUUCUUAUGGAUGAAGGUUCAAAGAACAUUAAUAUACCUCGUUACAUUUAUGAUAAACUUAUGUUCAGAUAUGAUAAAGAGACAGGUUUUAAAGAAAUGACAGAGUUCGGACAGAAUAUAAGCCAACAGAUAUUUGAACCUCAAAUUCGUGAAAGUGCUUCAAACCUCCGUAUGCAGUCUUUAGCAAUUAAUAUUCGUAGUAAGGUUUCAGAUAAAGAUAUAGAACAGUUUAUUCCUAUUGGUUAUGACAAAGAUAUUAAUACAUUAGCAAAACUUAUAAAUCAUUAUAUGAAUGGACGCACGUUUGAACAGUUAGCAAUAUAUAAGAAAGUAUUCAAAGGUAUGACUAUUUUGGACGAUUCGGAUUAUAUAUUCCUUGAAGAUGUGUUUUAUGAUGAAAAGAAAUUUAUGCGUUAUGCGAAUAGAAUUAAUAAUGAGAAAUGUCGAAUCAGUAUUUCAGAUAGACUUUCACAGGAUUGGACUGAUGAACCUAUGCUUAAAAAGGACAGUUAUUUAUAAGAAAAUGAAGACGGUGGUAUCGUUCAGAAGGUUGUUUUUCAAGAAACUCCUAUGAGUACUAUAGAAAAGCAGUUGCCCGAUUCUGAGAUUUACACCCUUGAGAAUUUAAUUAAGGCAGGUGUUGACCUUAAAACAAUUCCUGUAGGUAAGUCGGUACGUGAUAGAGAAGUGCUCGACCUUUCCUUUGAUAACUCAACUACAGCCCAUUGGGGCUUUGUGCAGCCCCUUAUGUGCCGCGAGAUGAUUCCACACGAGACACUUGAAGUACAGGCAAAUUCUUUUGUUCGUCUUGCUCCUAUGGUUCGCCCUACUAUGGCACGUAACAGCCUUAUGCAUCACAGAAUGGCUCAUCAUAUAUUCCCUAAUAGCGUGCCUUAUAUUGGUCUUAGUGUAAUUUCACGCUAUCUUAUAGGUAGUUGGUCAGAGUGUACAGUGUAUGAGAUUAAUGGUUAUGAUAACGAUAAUAAUGAGCAUAGAUGGGAUUACGACGACCUUACUCCAUUGAGUACUGCUGAGUUUAACACAAUGCAUACUGCAGGUGUUCUUCCUCAUAACGUUUCAAACGCCACUCUUAAUUUUAAGCCUACCUAUGUAGCAGGUAAUUUUGCAGUUACUUUCGAUUCUGCCGACUAUACAUGGUAUUCCAAAAUGGUAAUUCUACCGAAUGCUAUCGGACAGACUCGUCUUGACAUCUUGGAAAAACUUACUAAGAUGAUUAAUAAAAAUAAUGUCAUUGGUGGACGUAUUGCAGACUAUCUCAGUGCUCAUUAUGGUGCUAAGUAUAUGGAUGCCCACGAGCCAAAUUACAUCGGCUCAGAUUCCAUUUCAGUACAGAUUAGUGAUGUUAUGAAUUCUACAGAUGCAGGUUCUAUGCCUCUCGGUGAUUAUGCAGGUCAAGGUACAGGUAGCGGAAGCGGUUCACAGAAGAAAUUCACAGCCUCUACUUUCGGUUAUUGGUUUACCCUCGGUUGUAUCGUUCCAAAGGGAAAUUACAAUCAAGGUAUUGACAGAAAUGUCCUCCAUCUUGGUCGCUAUGAUUUCUACACCUCAGAGUUUGACGCUGUCGGUUAUCAAGUUAUGAAGAAAGCCGAAGUUAUCGGUGAAAUUACAGAUGAUACUAUUGAGUCUUAUGGUCUUGGUAUCGGUGCUAAUAAUUCAUUCGGUCUCGUUCCUCGUUAUACUGAAUAUAAACAAAGCAGAAUGUCCUUAAUGGUGAUAUGUCCCUCCGGUUCUAUGAAAGAUGAUAUGUUGCCUUAUACCUUGGAUAAGAACAUCGCUAUUGCAAGAGGUCACAAGGUUAAUGAAACAGACGGAUUCGUAACUUAUUUUCGACCCUCAAAAUUUGGUUGCUUCCUACCUCUUGGCGUUACGUUGGUAGAGAACCUUGGCUCGAAGGUAAUUAUAGUGCUCCUCUUACCGCCCCUACUCCAUCGUCUAAAGGUUCAGAUAUGUUUGCUACUCCUAUGGAUAUGGCGUCUUUUAUGCGAGGCUAAUGCUACAACUAAGUUAGCAGAGGCACAGGCUAAACUUGUAGAAGAACAGGCUAAAGGACAAGGUAUUACUAAUGAUAAUCUACAGAGACAGUUUGAUGAUGCUCACAAAGGUGUACAAAAGGCACUUGAAGAACAAGAUGCAAAUAUUGCUGUUCUCAAAGAGAAUCUCAAAUUACUUGGUAAACAAGGUGAAGAGAUUGAGGCAAAGAUUGAUUUGAUUAAAAAGGAAAAUGAACAAAUUACUAAUGACAUUUUGAUUGCUUCUGAACGUUGGUUGCAGGAGAAAGGUUUCAACGAACAAGCGUAUGAGUAA